Molecule: messenger RNA, 3073 nt
Organism: Pan troglodytes (chimpanzee)
Lineage: Eukaryota; Metazoa; Chordata; Mammalia; Primates; Hominidae
Gene: PTH1R
Product: parathyroid hormone 1 receptor
Exons: 18
Coding region: 1148-2929 (593 amino acids)
Biological process (GO): intracellular calcium ion homeostasis; cell surface receptor signaling pathway; adenylate cyclase-activating G protein-coupled receptor signaling pathway
Cellular component (GO): plasma membrane
Molecular function (GO): peptide hormone binding; G protein-coupled peptide receptor activity; parathyroid hormone receptor activity
Source: RefSeq, a predicted model, not a curated record
AGAUGAGCUGGGAGGGGCUGGGGAGUUCCUGCGCCCCGAGGGAGCCCUGCCUAACAGUGAGCCCAUCCAUCCAAAGGGAGGCCCUGCCUUCGGGAGUCCUGGUCUGAGAGCAUAAGCAGGACAGCCUCUGUGGGGGAUUUAGCAGGGGAUGCUGUAGGGCCCCGAGACCCCCCCCCCUCAGCCCACCCCCAACCAGCAUGCUCGUGGCCCCUGCCCCACCUAGAAUCAUUGGAGAUACACCUCCCAGGGGCAGGAAAACAAGGAGAAACCAUCAUUGAUUGCGGCUGCCAGAAGCCGUCACCACCUCUCAGGCCCCUCCUCGCCUGACCUUGGGGUCCAGAGAGAGGACAUGCCAGUCUCCCCACUCCCAUGGUCUCACAGCAGCAGCUGCAGGGACAGCCAGGCUGGUCUGGGAUGGGGGUCGAGGGUGGGUCCUCUCUGCCAGUGCCAGAUUCAGCUGCUGUCUCAGGGUUAGGCUCCAGCUCAACCCCUGGGGCUGCUCCCUGGCUUUCUGAGAAGAUGCCGUCAGGCAGAUUCCAUCUCAUAACGUUUCCUAGAGGAAAACGUUCCGACAAUGAGCGUUCCAACAAUGAAGGGAUCUGUCUCUGAUCCUGGGGCCUGCUCAUGAGGAAACUGAGCCUACCCAUGGCAACUGAGAGACGAAGAGGGACCACGGGAUGGUACUCUAACUCACCCAAAGAAAGCACAGAGAUGGGCACAAAGGUGACAACAGACAACACUGAGGGAUGCAGACCUGAGGGCCCCAUCCCUCAGCAUCCAAUCCCAGUGCUUCCCCUUCCAGUGAAGACCCCUCCUGCUGAACAGAUGAGGAACAGACCAGAGACUUGCCCUACUCCAGUGGGAUGCAAGCCCAUGCCCACGCUGCCAGGGAGUGGACUGUCAACAACCCAAGGCCAGCAGCACUAUCCUUGCUUAGGCCUGAGCCACAGAAGCUGCUCAGGGACUAUCCAUGGCCUCCCCGUGGCCAACUUGAGUCUGCUCUGCAGCUUUAGGCCCGACUUGGAAGGCCCGUGGGCUGCAGAUGAGGAAACUGAGGUCCAGACAGCCGAAGAGUGGUAGUGUCCAGGACACACAACUGGGCCGGCGGCGGCGGCUGCCCCGAGGGACGCGGCCCUAGGCGGUGGCGAUGGGGACCGCCCGGAUCGCACCCGGCCUGGCGCUCCUGCUCUGCUGCCCCGUGCUCAGCUCCGCGUACGCGCUGGUGGAUGCAGAUGACGUCAUGACUAAAGAGGAACAGAUCUUCCUGCUGCACCGUGCUCAGGCCCAGUGCGAAAAACGGCUCAAGGAGGUCCUGCAGAGGCCAGCCAACAUAAUGGAAUCAGACAAGGGAUGGACAUCUGCGUCCACAUCAGGGAAGCCCAGGAAAGAUAAGGCAUCUGGGAAGCUCUACCCUGAGUCUGAGGAGGACAAGGAGGCACCCACUGGCAGCAGGUACCGAGGGCGCCCCUGUCUGCCGGAAUGGGACCACAUCCUGUGCUGGCCGCUGGGGGCACCAGGUGAGGUGGUGGCUGUGCCCUGUCCGGACUACAUUUAUGACUUCAAUCACAAAGGCCAUGCCUACCGACGCUGUGACCGCAAUGGCAGCUGGGAGCUGGUGCCUGGGCACAACAGGACGUGGGCCAACUACAGCGAGUGUGUCAAAUUUCUCACCAAUGAGACUCGUGAACGGGAGGUGUUUGACCGCCUGGGCAUGAUUUACACCGUGGGCUACUCCGUGUCCCUGGCGUCCCUCACCGUAGCUGUGCUCAUCCUGGCCUACUUUAGGCGGCUGCACUGCACGCGCAACUACAUCCACAUGCACCUGUUCCUGUCCUUCAUGCUGCGCGCCGUGAGCAUCUUCGUCAAGGACGCGGUGCUCUACUCUGGCGCCACGCUUGAUGAGGCUGAGCGCCUCACCGAGGAGGAGCUGCGCGCCAUCGCCCAGGCGCCCCCGCCGCCUGCCACCGCCGCUGCCGGCUACGCGGGCUGCAGGGUGGCUGUGACCUUCUUCCUUUACUUCCUGGCCACCAACUACUACUGGAUUCUGGUGGAGGGGCUGUACCUGCACAGCCUCAUCUUCAUGGCCUUCUUCUCAGAGAAGAAGUACCUGUGGGGCUUCACGGUCUUCGGCUGGGGUCUGCCCGCUGUCUUCGUGGCUGUGUGGGUCAGUGUCAGAGCUACCCUGGCCAACACCGGGUGCUGGGACUUGAGCUCCGGGAACAAAAAGUGGAUCAUCCAGGUGCCCAUCCUGGCCUCCAUUGUGCUCAACUUCAUCCUCUUCAUCAAUAUCGUCCGGGUGCUCGCCACCAAGCUGCGGGAGACCAACGCCGGCCGGUGUGACACACGGCAGCAGUACCGGAAGCUGCUCAAAUCCACGCUGGUGCUCAUGCCCCUCUUUGGCGUCCACUACAUUGUCUUCAUGGCCACACCAUACACCGAGGUCUCAGGGACGCUCUGGCAAGUCCAGAUGCACUAUGAGAUGCUCUUCAACUCCUUCCAGGGAUUUUUUGUCGCAAUCAUAUACUGUUUCUGCAACGGCGAGGUACAAGCUGAGAUCAAGAAAUCUUGGAGCCGCUGGACACUGGCACUGGACUUCAAGCGCAAGGCACGCAGCGGGAGCAGCAGCUAUAGCUACGGCCCCAUGGUGUCCCACACAAGUGUGACCAAUGUCGGCCCCCGUGUGGGACUCGGCCUGCCCCUCAGCCCCCGCCUACUGCCCGCUGCCACCACCAACGGCCACCCUCAGCUGCCUGGCCAUGCCAAGCCAGGGACCCCAGCCCUGGAGACCCUCGAGACCACACCACCUGCCAUGGCUGCUCCCAAGGACGAUGGGUUCCUCAACGGCUCCUGCUCAGGCCUGGACGAGGAGGCCUCUGGGCCUGAGCGGCCACCUGCCCUGCUACAGGAAGAGUGGGAGACAGUCAUGUGACCAGGCGCUGGGGGCUGGACCUGCUGACAUAGUGGAUGGACAGAUGGACCAAAAGAUGAGUGGUUGAAUGAUUUCCCACUCAGGGCUGGGGCCAAGAGGAAAAACAGGGAAAAAAAGAAAAAAAAAAAGAGAAAGGAAAAGGAA